UUCUUCUUCUUCUUCUUCUUCUUCUCGCUGCGGUUCGGGUUUUGCUCCUCCGCAGAAUAUUUGUUUUAUUUUUGGCGCAGAUCAGCGAGCAUCGGGCCGGCGGCGCUCCAACAUGUUGCGGUUGUUCCUGCUCCUGCUGGCGGUGCCGGCGCAGACGGUUCUGUCCACCAAGGCCGUGUUCGAGCUGAAGGUCCAGACCUUCAGCAGCUCCCGCAGCAUCUGCGACCAGAACCGGGACUGCCGCAUCUUUUUCCGCAUGUGCCUCAAACAUUCGCAGAGCGUCAUCAGCCCGGAGCCGCCGUGCACGUACGGGAACGCGAGCAGCGCCGCGCUCCCCGCGGACCCCGGUUCCAUCUCCGGGAGCGCGCCCAUGAAGGUGAACGUCUCCUUCAAGUGGCCGGGCUCCUUCUCGCUGAUCCUGGAGGUUUGGACCGCAGACUCCUCAGGUGUAAAGUCCACAGGCGACCAGCCGCGGCUGCUGAGCCGGGCGUCCCGCCUCGGCAGCCAGGCGGUGGGGGAGGAGUGGUCGCAGCAGCUCCACCAGGGCAACCAGAGCGAGCUGAGCUUCUCCUACCGGGUGGUGUGCAUGGAGAACUACCACGGCGACGACUGCGCCACCCUGUGCCGGCCGCGCACCGACGACUUCGGACAUUACCGCUGCGACGCCCAGGGCCAGCGCCGCUGCCUGGAGGGCUGGGAGGGCAACUACUGCACCGAGCCCAUCUGUGCAGGCGGCUGCGGGGGGCACCGCGGCGUGUGCGAGGCGCCCGGACGCUGCCGGUGUAACGUGGGCUGGGAGGGGCAGCGCUGCGACAGCUGCCAGCGGCACCCCGGCUGCCUGCACGGCACCUGCCUGCUGCCCUGGGAGUGCAGCUGCAAUGAGGGCUGGGGAGGCCUGUACUGCAACCAAGACCUGAACUACUGCACCAACCACCGGCCGUGUCAGAACCAGGCGUCCUGCACCAACACCGGCGAGGGCAGCUACACCUGCAGCUGCCGGCCCGGCUUCUCCGGCGUCAACUGCGAGAUCGAGACCAACGAGUGUGACAGCGCCCCCUGCAGGAACGGAGGAAGCUGCACAGAUCUGUUGGACGGGUAUUCCUGCGCGUGUCCUCAGGGUUUCUACGGAAGGGACUGUGAGAUCAGCGCCAUGCGGUGCGCAGACGGGCCGUGCUUCAACGGGGGAACCUGCCUGGAGGCCGUCGGCGGCGGCUACAGCUGCCGCUGCCCGGUCAGCUUCUCCGGCUCCAACUGCGAGAAGCGGCUGGACCGAUGCAGUAGCGGGCCCUGCGCUAACGGCGCACGUUGUCUGGACCUCGGCAGCCGGGUCGUGUGCCAGUGUCGUUCGGGCUUCACCGGGACUCUCUGCGAGACCAACAUCGACGACUGCGCCGGCGACCCCUGCCGCAACGGCGGCACGUGCCUGGAUGGCAUCAGUGACUUCAGCUGCUCGUGCACCCUGGGCUUCUCUGGGAAGGACUGCGCGGUGCGCAGCAGUCCCUGCGGCUACUUCCCCUGCAGCAACGGGGGAACGUGUUUCGCCCACUUCUCCGGCCCCGUGUGCCAGUGUCCGCCGGGCUUCAUGGGCGCUCGCUGUGAGUACUCCCUCAGCAUUCCCUCUCCAAGACCUCCAGGCGGCGCCGACGCCUCUCCGGCGCUGAUUGCCGCCAUCGCACUCGGCCUGGUGACUCUGUCGCUCCUGGCGUGCGCCUCCAUCCACAUCCUGCGUCAGCUGCGCCGGGGCAGGAAGCUGGCGGCCAUGUCCAGGUCCGUCAAGAAUGACCUGGAGACGGUGAACAACCGCAGCGCUGUGAUCGGCGGAGGCGUCCCCAACAACGGGAGCCUGGUGGGGGCGCCGGCGUGCAGCCUGAAGGAGAAGGAGGCCUUUCUCCUCCCUGGAGGUCCGUAUAAAGUGUCCAACAAGGACGCAGCGCUGGCGGAGAAGAGCAGCGACAGCGGGUCCAUGAUCAAAAACAAAAUGGCCGACUGUAACCUGGCCAAAGAGGAGCAGCGCCUGGAGAAGAACAACUUUGACCCGCAGAAACUCGACUCCUCCGUCAUCGUCCCUCCUCUCAGCUUUGCCAAGGACAGUGUGUACAGGAUGGGGCCCCAUGGAGCCGGGCCCCAUGGAGCCGGGCCCCAUGGAGCCGGGCCCCAGCCGGUGUUCAUCGUCCCGGAGCCCAUGGAGCAGCGUGUGUUUGCCACACAGGUAUAGCCCUGAGUUUUCAGAACCCCAGCAGAGGAGCGUUCCCACUGGAGGGCCUGAAGCGUUUCUGUCCUGGACAGAACAGCCAGAGGGUCUAUUCUACACACACCUUUUUAUUUAAUAUUUAUUGCUGCUGCUCAAUGGAAACAAGCAAAACACCACGAAGACUCAUUCUGCUUCAAUAGUGACAAUGUUGUGAUGAAAGAGGGAAGAUAAACCCACA
Poecilia reticulata (guppy) is the source of this 2429-nucleotide messenger RNA. It is a transcript of the gene dlc, whose product is annotated as deltaC. Lineage: Eukaryota; Metazoa; Chordata; Actinopteri; Cyprinodontiformes; Poeciliidae. Gene Ontology annotation, biological process: multicellular organism development; establishment or maintenance of epithelial cell apical/basal polarity; heterophilic cell-cell adhesion. Gene Ontology annotation, cellular component: plasma membrane; protein-containing complex. The record is from RefSeq and is a predicted model, not a curated record. Gene Ontology annotation, molecular function: calcium ion binding.